Messenger RNA from Arabis nemorensis, 324 nucleotides. NCBI's taxonomy places the organism in Eukaryota, Viridiplantae, Streptophyta, Magnoliopsida, Brassicales, Brassicaceae. The record is from the annotation of a GenBank genome assembly.
AUGGUUUCUUCACUUCUUAUGUCGUUUGCUCCGGCCACCGUGAGGGUUUACGCCACGACCGCAAAGGGAGCUUCAGGCGGCGCAAAAGAGGAGAAGAAUCCUCUCGACUUUGUGCUUGGCUAUUUGACAAAGCAAGAUCAGUUCUACGAGACUGAUCCAAUUCUCAAGAAGGUGGAGGAGAAAGAAGGCACCAGAAGCGGCGGCACCACCGGAGGCAGAGGGACCGUUCGCGGCGGCGGCGGUAAAAACUCUGCUCCGGUGCCUGUACCGCCCAAGAAGAACGACGGUGGAUUUGGCGGCUUAGGUGGCCUCUUCAAAAAAUGA